UAACAAAUGUCACUGAGAUUCUAGAUUCUACCAAUCUUUAACUUAGCUUAUAAAUGUCUUUCAUUAGCCUCACUAUCUUGAUGGCCCAGUAUUAUCUUCACAACCCUUUCUAAUAAAGCAACCAAAAACGCUGCUUCAUACUUAACCAAACUGUUGUUUUUUAAGCUCUACAAUAAGUGAAAUGGCACAUGAAACUGAUCUUCCUGGCUUUAGAUUCCACCCUACAGAAGAGGAACUUCUUAAUUUUUAUCUUAAAAAUGUUGUUUCUGGGAAGAGAUUGCAGUUUGAUCAUAUUGGAAUUCUUAAUCUCUACCAACAUGAUCCUUGGGAUUUGCCUGGAUUGGCAGGGAUUGGAGAGAGAGAGUGGUACUUUUUUGUGCCAAGAGACAGGAAGCUAGGUGGGAGUGGGAGGCCUAACAGAACAACCAAAAGAGGUUACUGGAAAGCAACGGGGUCGGAUCGAAAAAUUGUUAGUUUAUCGGAUCCGAAACGACUCAUUGGAUUGAGAAAGACACUUGUGUUCUACUUGGGAAGAGCAACCAGAGGAAGCAAGACUGAUUGGAUCAUGAAUGAGUAUCGUUUUCCUGAUAACUCUCCCUUGCCAAAGGAGAUGGUACUAUGCAAGAUCUAUAGAAAAGCAACUUCCUUGAAAGUCCUAGAGCAAAGAGCAGCCAAGGAAGAGGAAGAUGCUAAGCCUUUUCAAGCUUCCUAUUCACCACCUGCAUCUCCAUUUGAGACCAUUUCAUUUUGCAGCCAACAAGAAACUAUGGUUUCUUCUGUAACACCACCAACCCAUGAAGUUCUUAACAAAGAAGUAGAAGUGGCAACCAUGGUGGAUGAAAUACUGGAAGAUAAAGCAGUGGAGCCACAAAUUUCCUCCACAUCGUUGCAAAUCCCAUCAGAGCUUGAGAAACUUACUGAGCUCCAAGUUCCAAAAUUGGACAUGGACUGGUCCCAAGACUUAUUUUGGACCCAGUUUAACAGCCCAUGGCUUCAAACUUUGACCCCAUUUGCGAGUAUGCUCAAUUUCUAAUACCCCAUAGGCCCAAGGAUAUAGGCUGUAGAUAAAUUUUGGUCAAUAAUCUCCUUCUUGUACACCCUCAUUCUGAGCUGACUUGUCUGUAAAUUUUCUGUCCCUUUUCAUCUUAAAUGCUUCCCUCAAUUUGUUUGUUUAGUCUAAUUGUUGGCUUUUAAUCUUGCCUUGCGAUUUCUCCAUGUAUCGUUGGUAUGAAACAUCAAGUUUCAGCCAACUUUUGUUACGCUUAUUGCAUUUGAAAAGAAUAACACAGUUUUUAUUUGCAAGAUCCAAA
Molecule: messenger RNA, 1310 nt
Organism: Cucumis sativus (cucumber)
Lineage: Eukaryota; Viridiplantae; Streptophyta; Magnoliopsida; Cucurbitales; Cucurbitaceae
Product: NAC domain-containing protein 22
Exons: 3
Coding region: 182-1033 (283 amino acids)
Biological process (GO): regulation of DNA-templated transcription
Molecular function (GO): DNA binding
Source: RefSeq, a predicted model, not a curated record